AAUACACAGCAACAGCGGCACCUCUUCCUCAUCAUCUCUCUCUCUCUCUCUCUCUCAACUUGUUUUCUUUCUUCAUUUGUCUUCAAAGAAGCCGAAAAACCAGCAGAGACUCCAACAAAUCUCUCAUUCUCUUCUUCAUCAAUGCCUGCUCAGAGGCGGUCUUCGCUAGACAAUCACCAGCCCAACAACGAUGACCAACACCAACCACAGCACGACUCUGCUCACCACAAUCUCCACGCCAAGCCAUCACAACAUCUAGAUAAUAAACCACCACUCCAACACCUAGACAAAGACAAAGCCAAAGACAAAGACGUGAAUUUUGAAGAACAAAAAAUCGAAGCUUCUCAAGAUGGAGACGAAGCUGAAGCUGAAGCUGAAGAUGACGAUGAUUCUGAAGCAACCCCAUCUUCUACUUCUCAAGAUAAACCUGCAUUUGUCUAUGUAGAACUGCCAGAAAUUCGCAAAGAUGUGCAGUGUCCGAUUUGUUUAGGGAUCAUAAAGAAAACACGAACUGUGAUGGAAUGCCUGCACCGUUUUUGCAGGGAAUGCAUAGACAAGUCAAUGAGGCUAGGGAACAAUGAAUGUCCUGCUUGCCGCACACACUGUGCCAGUCGGCGUUCUUUGAGAGAUGACCCGAACUAUGAUGCCCUAAUUGCUGCUUUAUAUCCUGAUAUUGAUAAAUAUGAAGAAGAGGAAUUGGCCUUUCAUGAAGAAGAAAGAACUCGCAAUAAGCAGAUUCAAGCAUCAAUUGCCCAAAUAUUUCAAAGACAAUCAGAAGCACUGGUUAAGAGACGCACACAGGGUAAAGAUACACUUGGUGCAUUUAUGACAAGACCGCAGCGAAAUUCUCGUAGUGCUCAUUUUAGACUGAGAAGAAACUGCCGAGGCACUGAACACCAGGGAUCUGAAGACAAUGAGGAUGAUCAUGAUGAUAAUGCUGGCAAAGAAUCAUCUUCUACUGAUGAGCGCUGUACAGAAGUUCGGCCUAGAAGGCGUAAGAGACGACGAGGAACUUGGCCAUCCCAGCCUUCAACAUCAGCAGCAAACUCAGAUGGUGCAUGCAUUGAGAAUGAUAUAGAAGUGGGUAGAGAUAGUAGAGGAAUAUCUCCUGGACUUGUUUGGAACCCGGAAAUGCUUGCUUGGGGCAGGGGCGGUGCUCGGAGUAACACACGACAUGGCAAUGCUAGUGGUUGUAAUAAUAAGAGUUUGCGAAGUGCCCGCUUAAAUAGGCUGGUAGAAUAUCUCCGGGGAUUACAUGAAAAUAAUGAUGAGCUAGAUGUUUAUCUCAGGCUUGUUUCUCUGGACAACCAAAGUACACCAAGUUUGCAGCAGCCUUACCUUUGUUGUCGGCCCACUUUGUCAGUUAAAAAGCUUUGUGAAUAUGUCUCACUCCAGACACCUUUGCGAGCGGAGGAAGUUGAAAUAUUGGUAGUAAAAGAGCAACUCAAUACCAUUGGUAACCUGUCCACCCCAAAUCCUUCAACAGAUAAGCUGCAGAUUUUGGAAGGCCAAGAAACUUUGGCAGGGCUAAGAGUCAAUUGCACUUCCAAUAAGGAUCAUCUGAUUUUAGCAUAUAGGCGGAAGCAGAGUAGCUAGCAAAGUUUUUGGGAGUUACAGAUACGAAGGUCUGACUAAUUUGUUUGAUGAAGAUUGUAAUGUAGUGUUACAAUCUCAAGACAUCUCAUCAAUUGAAGCAUUGUUUUCUGAUCUUUCCACCUGUAUGGAGAGUUAAAUUAACCGUUUAAGCAUUAUUUUCUCAUGAAUGGAUAAAAAUUCCCUUUGUUUAUUAAUUUGGCCUGCAAUUUUUGACAUUGAAAGUUUUGAAGUUGUAUUCACUUUGAAAGUUAAUUUCAGAUUUG
Molecule: messenger RNA, 1859 nt
Organism: Pistacia vera
Lineage: Eukaryota; Viridiplantae; Streptophyta; Magnoliopsida; Sapindales; Anacardiaceae
Product: putative E3 ubiquitin-protein ligase RING1a
Exons: 10
Coding region: 142-1596 (484 amino acids)
Source: RefSeq, a predicted model, not a curated record